AGCUCUGCUCAAACCUCAUUGCAGGACGCCUCGAGUCUAGCACUCCCGUUCCGUUCCGUCGCCUAGCACCCGUCUCGACUUAGCCAUGUACUCGGAGUACUCGGCGACCUGGAUGCCCGUGAUGAGCGAGGACAUGAUGAGCACCAAGUUCACAUAUGAGGACUACAUGACAGGAUGCCAGGAGGAGAGUGGAUGUACUACCUGGAUGAGAUUGACACGACGGAUGCGGGGUCACACGCUUCGGAGCCUGAAGAGAUCUUCUACGAGACUCCAACCACCUCUCCUAUGGGCGAAUGGAUGCACCAGAGCUUGCUGUCCUCCAUGCCGGCAGAUCAAGUCUACAUGCCGACGGAUCAGGUCUACUCUCCUGGUUUUACAGGACAGUUGGCCACCAACCCCUCGGGCUACGGUAUGGCUGUGCCUGCCACUGAGCCCAUGAAGGUUCAGCUCCCGCCAGAAGCGCGGAACUUCGACCUCCAGCUGAACCCCUGCAUUCCUGCCAAGAAGAUGCCGAAAUUUGAAGAGGAGUUUGGCGCUUCCCGUGGCCUGGACCCAAAGUUGCCGGCCAAGAAGCGCAUGCCGGAGACACUGGCGGAAGCGGGGGCGCGCAUCAUCGAGGAAGAAUGUGACCAAGUACCGGCAGCUCGCUGAUAUGGUGCUGAAGUGAGGAGCCCGCGAGGAAGAUUCAGGAUAUUUGUUUGGUGUGUUAUGAUGGCAUAGUCAGGCUCAUGAGCAGUGAUAGAAAUUCGCAGCAGUGCGGAUGCGUGUUUGAGAGAUGACCGCUAGGCUUGGCGGUGGCAUAGUUGAUGAAGCAUGUCCGUUUCGAAUGUCAAGUUGCCAAGAGGGUAUGCUUGAUGUUCAUGCGUUAUAUUGUCCAGCCCUGUGUGGAUGCAUUCGUGUACC
Messenger RNA from Effrenium voratum, 903 nucleotides. NCBI's taxonomy places the organism in Eukaryota, Dinophyceae, Suessiales, Symbiodiniaceae. The record is from the annotation of a GenBank genome assembly.